Molecule: messenger RNA, 2016 nt
Organism: Tachyglossus aculeatus (Australian echidna)
Lineage: Eukaryota; Metazoa; Chordata; Mammalia; Monotremata; Tachyglossidae
Gene: PMP22
Product: peripheral myelin protein 22
Exons: 5
Coding region: 291-773 (160 amino acids)
Cellular component (GO): plasma membrane
Source: RefSeq, a predicted model, not a curated record
AGGCCACUAUGACAUAUCUAGGCGUUGGACCAAGGGGUGGAUAAACUAGGAAGGCACCAGUCUGGACUUUUCAGUGGUGGAGAGAGAGAGAUCAGCCGGAGGAGGAGAGGGAAGGCUCAGCAGAGAGGCUGCUUUAAAGAGGAACCCUUGGGCAGUUUGGGAUUCUACAGCUUGGCCGCUUCGGGGGCCUUCUGGACGGUGGACUGUAAGGACACCAGGGUUUGAGGAAGCCGGUUGAGCUGAAACUUGGUCCUCAUCCUCCUCGUGGUGGUGGUGGUGGUCUGGUCACCAUGCUGCUGCUCCUGCUGGGGAUCGUCGUCCUCCACGUCGUGGUGCUCAUCCUGCUCUUGGUCUCCACCAUCGUCAGCCAAUGGAUCAUCGGCCCAAACUACAAAGCGGACCUGUGGCAGAACUGUAGCGCCGACUCCGCCAACAGCAUCCAGCACUGCCUCACGUCCUCCAUAGAUGAAUGGCUGCAGUCCGUCCAGGCCACCAUGAUCUUGUCUAUCAUCUUCAGUGUCCUGUCCUUGUUCCUGUUCUUCUGCCAGCUGUUUACCCUCACCAAGGGAGGGCGUUUCUAUAUCACCGGCAUCUUCCAGAUUCUUGCCGGGCUGUGUGUGAUGAGCGGAGCGACCAUCUACACGGCGAAGCAUCACGAGUGGCAGGUGCCCGGCGAAUUCAACUAUGGUUUCGCCUACAUCUUGGCCUGGAUCUCCUUCCCGCUGGCCCUCAUCAGCGGUGCCAUCUACAUCAUCCUGAGGAAGCGCGAGUGAGCCGCCGCCGCCCACCCCGUGCCCACCUCCGCCACGUCGCCCCGGAGCCCACGGGAGAAGCUGGGGAAGGAGGAUGGAGACCGAGAAAUCCGCCAGAAGAUCCCCCCACACCCCAAAUACCCCCUCACCCGCCACGCCAAGCCAAAACAAGGGUUACUGUGUCGAUUGAAGAUGUAUAUAGUAUCUAUGGUUUCAACAGAACCUAUUUAUAACACUUUUUACAUAUAUGUACAUAGUAUUGUUUGCUUUGGGGAACCCUAAAGAAGUGCCUAAGGAACUUUUAAUGGUAAUAGUGGAACAAAAGCUCAGUAUUUUUUUAUUUUCGUUCCUCCUCUGCCAACUCCCACUCUAUGCAGGCUCCUCCCUUUCCACUCUUCCCCCCCAAACACUGUAGCCUGUCACAAAUCUUCCACUCCUUUCCUACCCCCACCUCAAUUUAAAAGCCAAAUCGCGGCCGGCCCCCUCAGACCCCCGACCUCCACAGGCUCGGGGGGCGGAGGGGCGGGGGGCCUUGGGCUAGGUGACCCUUUGGAUAAACCCAACUUCUCAGAAUGGGAUUUGGUCCAGGCUAAACAUGCCUCCAUCCAAUUCUGGCCAACUACUUGCACCCCUUGACAUGCAUGCAUACACACACACACACACACACACACACACACGCGCGCGCGCGCAAGCACGCGCACACGCAUGGCAACUUGGAAAAGAGCGUUUCCCUUUCAGGCGGGCGAAUCCAAAUCGACGAUGAAACCAGAAGUCUCCAAGACCAAACAUCGUGAAAUGGUGCUAUGUGUAUUGACCAUUCCUUAUAUUGCUGGCGGUUUAACCUACUCACUGGAAAUUCGCUUAACAAUUUUACAAGAAAAAUGCGAAUGAAGCAAUGGAAUAAUUCUGUGUAAUAUAAAUGGUCCGUAAUGGCUUUUGUACUUAGACUGGCUGCUGUUAUUAUCGUUGUGUUUUUUUUUUAAUUAAAUGUUUAUAACCCCAUUUUUUUUCCUUAGGGUCAGGAAUGUCAGAGCAAACUACUUUACUCUCUUGACCAGCCAGGAGUCCGCCGAGUGCAGCGUACCUAGACUUCUUUUCUGUGCUUCCCAGGUGUGUCUGGCAAUGACUGUAUUGGCAACCGACUGUAGAUGUCUGUACAGUGCCUUCUGAUGCUAAGACUCCCGACCUGAUUCGCUUUGCUUUUCUGAUUUUAUACCAAGCGUGUGGACUAAGAAGCAAUGAAAUAAAAGUCAGAAUAACCCCA